AUGUUGUUUUCAAAACUUUCUUUCGCGUUUUUCACUAUCUCAACGGUUGUUGCCGGUCCACUAGUUAAAUGCCCAUUUCCAAAAGAUAAGAAAUUAGUUGCUGUUGCAGAGGAUUGUGAGAACGAGGGUUGGGCAAUGAGCCCCGAUGAACCAUGCAUUCCAGGUAAGUAUUGUCCAUAUGCGUGCCCACCAGGUCAAGUGAUGAAUCAAUGGGAUCCAUCCGCUAAAACUUACUCAUAUCCAAGCUCGAUGAAUGGUGGUCUAAAGUGCAAUGCCGACGGUUCUUUAACAAACCCCAUGGGUAAUAAGCCAUUGUGCGUUAAUGGUGCAGGUACGGUUUCAGUUGUUAACAAGGCUGGUAAAAAUGUUGCAUUCUGUCAAACUGUUUUACCUGGAAACGAAGCAAUGUUGAUUCCCACUAACGUUGCCAAGGAUAAAGAAACAAAAUUGGCAGUGCCGGGUUGUGAGUACUAUGCUGGAAGCGCUGCACACUAUUACGUUAACCCACCAGGUGUUUCAACCGAAGAAGGUUGUGUGUGGGGUACUGCUGAUAAGGAGAUUGGUAACUGGUCUCCAUACGUGGCCGGAAUGAAUAUGGAUAAGCAGGGAAACACAUAUGUCACCAUUGGUGUUAACCCAAAGCACAUUGACGACCAUGAUGGCAAAACACCAAAUUUUGGUCUUAGGAUAGUAUGUGACAAUCCACACGAUUGCGUUGGCUUGGAAUGUGAAAUCAAUCCAAAGAACGGAUACAACACUGCAACUGGUCCAACAAGUGGCAACUCCUUGAAUGCUGAUUUCUGUAUUGUCACUGCGAGACAUCAUGCAAAAGCCAAGAUCGAAGUUUUUGAGGUGUAG
Molecule: messenger RNA, 858 nt
Organism: Lodderomyces elongisporus
Lineage: Eukaryota; Fungi; Ascomycota; Pichiomycetes; Serinales; Debaryomycetaceae
Exons: 1
Coding region: 1-858 (285 amino acids)
Source: RefSeq, a predicted model, not a curated record